AUGUCCAUAACUACAAAUGGCGGAACAGGACAGUGUGUGUCCCCCAAAUGCUCUGCAGAUGUGAAUGGAGUUUGCCCAUUACAUUUGCAAGUCAGGACGGCUGAUGGGAUCGUGAUUGGGUGUAAGAGCUCAUGCCUCGCAUCUAACCUCCCAAAGGAUUGUUGCACAGCCGAAUUUAACGACCCAAAAGUAUGUCAACCAAGCGACUCUGCCAAGAUCUUCGAGUCCCAAUGCCCCCAGGCUUAUAGCUAUGCUUAUGACGAUGAAAACAGCACGUUCACAUGCAGCGCUGAACCCAACUAUGAAGUUACCUUCUGCCCAUAA
Molecule: messenger RNA, 324 nt
Organism: Cucurbita pepo subsp. pepo (vegetable marrow)
Lineage: Eukaryota; Viridiplantae; Streptophyta; Magnoliopsida; Cucurbitales; Cucurbitaceae
Source: RefSeq, a predicted model, not a curated record